This is a messenger RNA of Prionailurus viverrinus (fishing cat), 5125 nucleotides long. It is a transcript of the gene USP38, whose product is annotated as ubiquitin specific peptidase 38. The coding region runs from base 571 to 3690 and encodes 1039 amino acids. The record is from RefSeq and is a predicted model, not a curated record. Lineage: Eukaryota; Metazoa; Chordata; Mammalia; Carnivora; Felidae. Gene Ontology annotation, cellular component: nucleus; cytosol. Gene Ontology annotation, molecular function: cysteine-type endopeptidase activity; cysteine-type deubiquitinase activity. The transcript has 10 exons. Gene Ontology annotation, biological process: ubiquitin-dependent protein catabolic process; protein deubiquitination.
CUUUCCGGAGGGUCUUAGUCCUUCACUUCCUGUUUGUGGGACCUUCUGAAUCCGGGUCAAGUGUGUUAGCUUCUUCUCUUCUCCGGAGCUGACCCGGCACCUUCAGUGACAGCGGCUUCUGACUCAACCCAGGGCGGGUUUCAUCUUAUGACCUGCUAAAGGCCGGACGCCCACACCUGCCCCAGGAAGUGAAGGCGAGCUUCCUCCACCUACUGGCUGGCAGCCCCGGGCCCUGUGUGACCGCCGCUGCCGAGGGUCCCCGCCAUCCCCUCCGCGCUGAUGCUGAGAGGGAACGCAGGCCCGGGGCAUCUGCGGAGUGCGGGCCUCUGGCUCGUUAGGCCCGCGACGGGCGGUGCUGGCUCUUACGCUACCCAGGCUUGCCACCCCCCACCCGGACUUGGAUGGGCUCCUCUACCCGAUAAAUGUGGCUGCUGAGACUGUUGUGGCGGUGGUCGGUACCGCUACUGCUGCGCCCCAAGUUCCCCUUUGCCACGGGACUCUCGUGCCCCACGUCGGGACUGUCGGCCCCCGCUCCUAACCCCGUGGCCCUGGCCUUGCAGCUUGGCGACAAUGGACAAGAUCCUGGAGGGCCUGGUGAGUUCUUCGCACCCACUGCCCCUGAAACGGGUGAUUGUGCGGAAGGUGGUGGAAUCAGCAGAGCAUUGGCUGGACGAGGCGCAGUGCGAAGCCAUGUUUGACCUGACUACCCGGCUCAUCCUGGAGGGCCAAGACCCCUUUCAACGGCAGGUGGGGCACCAAGUGCUGGAGGCCUAUGCACGGUACCACCGGCCGGAGUUCGAGUCCUUCUUCAACAAGACGUUCGUGUUGGGCCUCCUUCAGCAGGGUUACCACUCGCUGGACAGGAAGGACGUAGCCAUUCUGGACUACAUUCACAACGGCCUGAAGCUGAUCAUGAGCUGCCCGUCGGUGCUAGACCUCUUCAGCCUGCUUCAAGUGGAGGUGUUACGUAUGGUGUGUGAGAGGCCGGAGCCGCAGCUGUGUGCCCGAUUGAGCGACCUGCUGAGCGACUUCGUGCAGUGCAUCCCCAAGGGAAAAUUGUCAAUCACCUUCUGUCAACAGCUUGUUCGAACGAUAGGCCAUUUCCAGUGCGUGUCCACCCAGGAGAAGGAGCUGCGGGAAUAUGUGUCUCAGGUGACAAAAGUGAGUAACUUGCUGCAGAACAUCUGGAAGGCCGAGCCCUCCACACUCCUCCCUUCCCUGCAAGAAGUUUUUGCAAGCAUUUCUUCCACAGAUGCAUCAUUUGAACCUUCUGUAGCAUUGGCAAGCCUUGUGCAGCAUAUUCCUCUUCAGAUGAUUACAGUUCUCAUCAGGAGCCUAACUACGGAUCCAAAUGUAAAAGAUGCAAGUAUGACCCAAGCUCUUUGCAGAAUGAUUGACUGGCUGUCCUGGCCAUUGGCUCAGCAUGUGGACACAUGGGUAAUUGCACUCCUGAAAGGACUAGCAGCUGUCCAGAAGUUUACUAUUUUGAUAGAUGUUACUUUACUGAAAAUAGAACUGGUUUUUAAUCGACUUUGGUUUCCUCUUGUGAGACCUGGUGCUCUUGCAGUUCUUUCACAUAUGCUGCUUAGUUUUCAGCAUUCUCCAGAAGCGUUCCAUUUGAUUGUUCCUCAUGUAGUUAAUUUGGUUCACUCCUUCAAAAGCGAUGGUCUGCCUUCCAGUACAGCCUUCUUAGUGCAGUUAACAGAAUUGAUACAGUGUAUGAUGUAUCAUUAUUCUGGAUUUCCAGAUCUCUACGAACCUAUUCUGGAAGCAAUAAAGGAUUUUCCUAAGCCCAGUGAAGAGAAGAUUAAAUUAAUUCUCAAUCAAAGUGCCUGGACUUCUCAAUCCAAUUCUUUGGCAUCUUGCUUGUCUAGACUUUCUGGAAAAUCUGAAACUGGGAAAACUGGCCUCAUUAAUCUAGGAAAUACAUGUUAUAUGAACAGUGUUAUACAAGCAUUGUUUAUGGCCACAGAUUUCAGGAGGCAAGUAUUAUCUUUAAAUCUAAAUGGGUGCAAUUCAUUAAUGAAAAAAUUACAGCAUCUUUUUGCCUUUUUGGCCCAUACACAGAGAGAAGCAUAUGCACCUCGGGUGUUCUUUGAGGCUUCCAGACCUCCAUGGUUUACCCCCAGAUCCCAGCAAGACUGUUCUGAAUACCUCAGGUUUCUGCUAGACAGGCUACAUGAAGAAGAAAAGAUCUUGCAAGUUCAGUCCUCACACAAGCCUCCUUCAAGUCUGGGAUGCAAUGAAACUUCUUUCCAGGAAGUGGCGAGCAAGGCAGCUGUACUAACAGAGAGCCCUUGCACAAGUGAGGGUGAGAAGACUUUAAUAGAAAAAAUGUUUGGAGGAAAACUACGAACUCACAUAUGUUGUUUGAACUGCAGGAGUACCUCACAAAAAGUGGAAGCCUUUACUGAUCUUUCACUGGCCUUUUGUCCUUCCUCUUCUAUCGAAAAUUUAUCUUUUCAAGAUGCAGCAUCAUCACCCAAUACACAAGAUGGCGAUCUAAUGCAAGCCAGUAUACCUUCAGAAGAACCAGGAGUUUAUAGUCCAGCAACAGCUGCCUUUGUUUGUGAUUCAGCUGUGAAUGAAAGAAUGUCACGCAGUCCUCCUGAUGAGUUUUGCUGUACUGAUAACACUUCUGUCCCUCAUGAAUCUAGCAAGAUUCUUGUUAAUAAAGAUGUACCUCAGAGACCAGGAGGUGGAAGCACACCUUCAGUCACCGACUUACUAAAUUAUUUUUUGGCUCCAGAGAUUCUUACUGGCGACAACCAGUAUUAUUGUGAAAACUGUGCCUCUCUGCAGAAUGCCGAGAAAACUAUGCAAAUCACAGAGGAGCCUGAAUACCUUAUUCUUACUCUCCUGAGAUUUUCAUAUGAUCAGAAGUAUCAUGUGAGAAGAAAAAUCUUAGACAAUGUGUCCCUGCCACUGGUUUUGGAGUUGCCAGUUAAAAGAACUACUUUCUCUUCAUUGUCAGAAAGUUGGUCGAUAGAUGUUGACUUCACUGAUAUUAGUGAGAACCUAGCUAAAAAAUUAAAGUCUUCUGGAACUGAAGAAGCUUGCUGCUCCAGAUUGGUGCCGUAUCUGUUAAGUUCUGUUGUCGUUCACUCUGGUAUCUCCUCUGAAAGUGGGCAUUACUAUUCUUAUGCCAGAAACAUCACGGGUACAGAGUCCUCAUACCAGAUGUGCCACCAGUCUGAAACUCUGGCAUUAGCGUCCUCCCAGAGUCAUUUACUCGGGAGAAAUAGUCCCAGUGCAGUUAUUGAACAAGAUUUAGAAAAUAAGGAAAUGUCAAAAGAAUGGUUUUUAUUUAAUGACAGCAGAGUGACAUUUACUUCAUUUCAGUCAGUGCAGAAAAUUACGAGUAGGUUUCCAAAGGACACAGCUUAUGUGCUUUUGUAUAAAAAACAGAGUAGCACUAAUAGUUUAAGUGGUAACAAUUCAACCAGUGGACUCUGGGUAAAUGGCGACCCACCUCUACAGAAAGAACUUAUGGAUGCUAUAACAAAAGACAAUAAACUAUAUUUACAGGAACAAGAGUUGAACGCUCGUGCCCGGGCCCUACAAGCUGCAUCUGCCUCAUGUUCAUUUCGGCCCAAUGGAUUUGAUGACAAUGACCCACCAGGAAGCUGUGGACCAACUGGUGGAGGGGGUGGAGGAGGAUUUAAUACUGUUGGCAGACUCGUAUUUUAAUCCUGAGAGAAUCCAAAAUGCACUGCUCACAAAACAUCUAUUACUAUGACUGUUAAAAUGUCAGAUUGUAACAAAUAUCAUACCUAUCUUUUAUUUUUCUUUUCAUUAGACCCUUUUACUUUAAGAAAACACACUCAGUGCUUGUUUUUAUUUUCUUGACAAUACAUUUAUUAACAGAUGCAUCAUGGGAAAAAAAAAAACUACCUCUUAAAAUUCCAUUUACUUUUAUGGUUAGACAUGCUUGACCAAAAAUUUUCAGAGGAAAGUAUGUACCUGGUCCCUAAUUAAGCUGCAUUAAAUUUAGUAGAGGCAUUUAAAUGAUCUCAUUCUCAGUUUUACUAAACAAAAAGUAUAACUCAUUUAGCCUCUUUUAUAAAAGAAUUGAUGCUAGAAAUGAUGGAAAAAAUUUUGUUUCCUGUAUAUUACCCCAUUAUUAAAUUCAGAUCUCUUAAAAUGCUAAAGAUAAUACAGUCUCUAAUGAAGGCAAUAACAUAAAAUUUAUCAACUAUAGUACUUUUCAGGUUUUUGUUUAGUGCUGUCCUCAGCAUCACUGUAUCUGCAUUUCAAGUACAAAUGUUUUAAAAAAAGGAUUAUUUAUACAUAUAUGCUGAAUUGAUUUUAAGAAAGGUGCAUGAUCCUGUAGAAACAACAUUUUUACCUAAAAAUUGCUAACUUUGUAGUAUUUCUAAUUGUUUAAGGAUUUUAAAAUUCUAUUUCAGGGAGUAUAUCUUCUCUGUGUUUUGAAGGAGGUGAGUUCUGUAUGUGCCUUGCAGUACUGUAAUUCAAAAAUAGGAAUCUUUGGCUGCGGAAAAGUUUUUUAAAAAUGAAAUGUUAGGAAGUAAUUUUUUGUGUUAACAUUAAAAUUAUAACUUUUUGAAAGGUAUUAGAUUUUCCUGAAGUAAAAUAUGAUGGUUCUAAAUCAAUAAGUGUGAUAGCUUAUUUUUAAAUCUUAGAAGAAUUCAGAGGAAAUGAACCUAGUCAAGUAAAAAAUCUUUGAUUUUGUUAAUCUUCAGAUUAUUAAACAUCAAUUGCAUAUUUCUAGAGUUGUACAUUUGGGUUUUUUUUUUUUCCAUUUGAAUCUUGUGUUUUGCACAGUUGUUUCUGUCUCAUAGUUUCAGAUAAAAUGGUAAAAUGUCAGACCCUACUAUCCCACAUUUUCUUUUACCAGGGAAUGGGAAACAAGUCAGUUCUCCUGGGUCUUGAUUGUACAUAUUCAAGAGUUAUCCCAGUUGUCCCCUUUCCUAAAGGUUUUUAACUUAUCCAUGAUUGUACAAUCAUUGUUCUGAAAUUGGUCUCAUAUUUAUUUUGAAAACAUUUUAAGGAAAGACUGUUCUUUGGUGAUUUGGAGUUUAUCUUUUUCCCAAGCUUUUAAUGGGGUAGUUAAAAGCAGAACUCCUCCACUAUGUCCCACUUCUAACUUGUUUCCAGUCACCAG